Messenger RNA from Geosmithia morbida, 1767 nucleotides. Its product is annotated as to iron only hydrogenase large subunit. The transcript has a single exon. Gene Ontology annotation, cellular component: cytosolic [4Fe-4S] assembly targeting complex. Gene Ontology annotation, biological process: iron-sulfur cluster assembly. NCBI's taxonomy places the organism in Eukaryota, Fungi, Ascomycota, Sordariomycetes, Hypocreales, Bionectriaceae. The record is from RefSeq and is a predicted model, not a curated record. Gene Ontology annotation, molecular function: 4 iron, 4 sulfur cluster binding. The coding region runs from base 1 to 1767 and encodes 588 amino acids.
AUGAGCGCCAUCCUCUCAGCCGACGACCUCAACGAUUUCAUCUCACCCGGUGUCGCCUGCAUCAAGCCUGUCGAGACUCUCCCCGCUGCCCCGCCACAGCAAGGAUUCAACGAGUCCGAGGUAAUCAUUGACGGGCAGCAGCCCUCGUCAACGGGCGCAGAUGCCAACAAACCCGCCGAGAUAUCCCUGACCGACUGCCUGGCCUGCUCCGGGUGCGUGACGUCGGCCGAGGCCGUCCUGGUCAGCCUCCAGAGCCAUGCAGAGGUGCUGUCGGUGAUGGAUGCGGCACCGGCACUGACGAUCACCGGACCGGACGCCCAGGGGAAGUUUGGGGUCGACGGUCUGGAGAACGAGGACGCCAAACUGUUUGUCGCGAGCGUGAGCCCCCAGGCGAGGGCCAACCUAGCCGCUGCAUGCGGUCGCGGGACAUCGGAGAAGGAUGCCGGAAGGAUGCUAGAGAACCUGCUCGGUGGGGCCGAGGGACUCGCCAGCGGUGGCAGGUGGCACAACGCUUUCACAUGGGUGGCGGACACGAACACGACGCGCGAAGCUACCCUUGCCCUCGGCGCCGACGAGGUCCUCGGAACCACGGGGGCCCCGCAGCCCGGCACCUCCACCCCCGCCCGGCCGAUCCUGGCUGCGUCGUGCCCUGGAUGGGUGUGCUACGCCGAGAAGACGCACCCGCACGUGCUACCACACCUGUCCAAGGUCAAGUCACCGCAGGCCCUGAUGGGGACGCUUCUCAAGACUACGCUGAGCCGCAAGCUCGGCGUCCACCCCAGCCGCAUAUGGCACCUGGCCGUCAUGCCCUGCUUCGACAAGAAGCUCGAGGCCAGCCGCGAGGAGCUCACCGACGAGGUGUGGGACGGCUCGGGGAAGCCCGGCAGGGGCGUGCGCGACGUCGACUGCGUCAUCACCAGCAGGGAGAUCCUGAUGCUCGCCGAGUCCAGAAACAUUGAUUUCUUCGCCAUCCCCUCGAGACCCUCGAGGCCCGACACACCCUUCCCCGACGCCAAGAUGGGCGACUUCCUCUUCGGCCGCCAGGGUGGGACACGCAACCCACCCCGCGUGGCCGGCUCGUCGGGCGGGCUGCUGUACCACGUCCUCCAGGCCAAGGCAGCGCAGCUACCCGGGUCCGAGAUCCAGGCCGUGCGGGGCCGGAACACGGACGUGAUGGAGUACACAGUCUCGGUGGGCGGCCAGCCCGUCUUCAGGGCGGCGCGGUACUACGGCUUCAGGAACAUCCAGAACCUGGUGCGGAAGCUGAAGCCGGCCAGGCCGUCGCGCAUGCCCGGCGGCAAGCCGUUUGGCAGCGCCCGCAGACCCGGUGCUGCGGGAGGCAAGUCGGCACCGCUCGACUACAGCUACAUUGAGGUGAUGGCCUGCCCGGGCGGGUGCACCAACGGCGGCGGCCAGAUCAAGGUGGAGGAUCCCAUCGUGGUCGAGCGCAAGAACUUGCCGGGAAAGCCCGGACCGCAGGAGCAGAAGGACUGGUUGGCAGAAGUGGACGAGGCCUACUUCUCCGGUGAGGAGGACACAGACAUGGUCGGCAACGACGGCAACGACGACGACAACAAUGAGAAUGACGUCAUUGGCGGCAUCUCGCAUUCGUAUAUACGUGAUUGUUUGGCGCAUUGGUCACAUAUUACGAGCAUCGGGUUAGAUAGACUUGCAUUCACUACUUACCGCGAGGUCAUAAGCGAUGUGGGUAAGGACGGCACGGAAAAGGUGAUACAGCUGGCGGGAAAGAUUGGCGGGGGCUGGUGA